AUGAAGUUGUUUGGUGCACUCCUCGUCGCGUCCGCUGCCGCCACGAAGCAGUCCGUACGCACGCUCUCCCCUGAUGAGCGCUCCACGUUGCGCGCCGAGUUGAGCAAGUGGCGCCAAGAGUUUGGAGCUGCUGCCGCGGCGCAGGGUGUGCUUCCCCGUGCCUCCGCGAGCUCGGACCCGUUGGAGGCGGAAAACGACGCGCUCCAGCGGUUCUACGACAACAAGCUCGCGAUCGAAGAGGCCCGUCGCAACAACCCCGAAGCCACGUUCGACUACAACCACCCGUUUGCUCUCAUGACACAGGCUGAGUUCAAGAAGUUUGUACGAGGGGCCAACGGAUUAUACAAUAAGCUUUUAGAGAAUCCUGGUGGCACACAAAAACAUACGACACUUCAACAAUCUAUUCUUUCACGACAAUGA
Aphanomyces invadans is the source of this 420-nucleotide messenger RNA. RefSeq lists its product as hypothetical. The record is from RefSeq and is a predicted model, not a curated record. The transcript has a single exon. Bases 1 to 420 code for a protein of 139 amino acids. NCBI's taxonomy places the organism in Eukaryota, Oomycota, Saprolegniomycetes, Saprolegniales, Verrucalvaceae.